CAACGACGAAGAAGAGCGUCGGUGUUUGGCAGCUAUGACAACGAACUUUGAAAGUUGUCUGAAUGGCUUCUCUGAAGAAGAAGAAGUUUUCCUCCUCUAAAGUUCGCCAGAAGUCUCUGAAGUGUAAAGUUCAGCUGGACAUUCACACGGUCACAUGUCCAGGAGAGCUGCUGUCUAGAAAGCACAAGAUCUACCUGAGCGUGUGUAUCAUGGGCCAGUACAGGAAGACUCCCUGUCUGCCUCCUGUCUUCCCUUUGCUCUUUCACCACAAAAUGGUGUUUGUCAAGACUUUCCCUGGUGUUGUUGACCCUGCUGAUGUAGCUGACCUCCUCGAAGCUGACACAACAUCUUUUGAGCUGAUUCAGUUGGUGCCUCCAGGGGGUGAGAUCCUCGCCACAAUGGAGGAAAGCAGCAGAGAUUUCUUGUACCCUGGUCCCAGACUGAACUCAGGAGAACGAGCGGCAGAGAGAGAAAUACUGAUGAAGAAGUCCUCAUUCUUUCCUGGAAUCUCCCCCAAAGUGGAGUUUACAACGACAUCAGUCAUAGAGGAGAGUGAUGGGAGAGAAGGCUGGCCGGCCUCGUCUAGCUGCUGUCUUUCUCCCGUGAAGCCAUCUUUAACCCUGUCCAGUCAAAGCUCAGAGAAGAAGUCUUCACCGUCCAGGCAUUUCUCCAAGACGGAUGAUGGGAACCACGUCUCUCUGAGAGGUGGAAAAGAAAAGCUAAAUAUUGAGGCGAACGUUACAAACUCUGCACUGCCAUCAUCAUCAUCCAGACAUCAUCCUCCUCCUUUUUCAUCCCCACCCGGCCACAGUCACCAGAAAAACAAGAAGGAAAGAAAACAAGCUUCUGUCGACUGUGGCUACCAGCAGCCCACGGUUUCCUCAAGGACUCGAGCCCUGUCCCCUUACACUCACCGCAAGAUGUGCCAGCUCUCAGAGGACGCCAGGCAGAGGCUCAGCCACCUCCAGCUGGGGCCUCACCACUUCAGGAAGGAGACUGAGAGCCAGCCUCCCUUUUUGGUCUCUUGUUGCAGUAGUGACUCAGUGGUGGGAACUCCAUCCUCCUCCCCCCACAGUAGCAGCAUGCGUCGACGCUCUCUUUGCUUCUCAGUUAAUCAAACAGAUUCUUCCCUCCUGGGUAGUUACAGACCAAGAACAGCCAGAGUGAAGUCAGGAUCUGUGAGGGCACAGUUGUCUCCAGAGACACGGUCCAGACAUGAAGCCCAGACCAAAAACUCUGUGAUAGAUUCUGAUCCCGCUCAAUCUACCCUGGCUACGCCAAUUUCCGGACGUCCUCUGGAUCUCAGCAACCGUUCCAUCAGAGAAAGGCUCCAGACCAGUCAGCCCAGUCCAUCCCACUGGGAGGAGAUCCACAGCCGAGUCCAGAGGAUCCUGCAGACACACAGAACAACCUGGGACCACCGAGUGAACUUCGACCUUUAAGCCUCUGAUCUAAAAGUAACUGAAUCAUUUAAAGUAUAAAGAUUUCUCACUGUUACAAUCGCUAUCAGCCUCUUCCGGCUGCACACACCAGUUGAUGCAACACUAAUGCACUUUUUAAGGCUAAAGACUCAUGACUCACUCAUUUAUCUUUGUCUCAGCUCGAUGUUCAUUUACAUUUAAAACCUUUCCAGGCACCUGCUGAACAGUUUUUGUCAUCAUUACGGUUAGACAAGUGAUGUUCAACUGUGUGUAGCAGCUCCUCUUCCCUCCCACCCGUCAGCUGGGCUGUUUUAAAACAGGUGGAGGGGGAACAUGGUGGAUGUAAGCUGCAGCUGUUGAGAGAUCAUCCCUCGAAACACAAAAGAGAAACAAAGAGGAAGCCAAGAGCCACUGUAGAGAUUUAAGGGAGAGAGGAACAAGACUAGAAUUCUGAACGAAAGACACAAUAAAAUUAAGCCUUAAACAUAAAGCAAGUCAGAUCCAGUGUCACGCUGAAACAUGUUAAAUAUUGUAAAAUUAAAUCUGUAUGUAGUUUGAGUACACCGGCUCCUGGCACAGAGGUUGUUCCUACUGUAACAUGUCAGAAUGUGGAAAACGAGAAUUACCACCCUGCUGUUGUUUCGCUCAAGCAACCAGUGCAGUUUCAGUCCCUCCAGGGGUUCCCAACAUAUUGCAUUCAUAGUAAUAAACUGGAUACACUGUGACCUUGACCCCUGACAUCAGUUAAUCCAUGAGUCUAAAUGAACAUUUGUGCCAAAUUUGAAAGGAUUCUCUCAAGGCAUUCUUAAGAUAACAUGUUAAAAAGGCAAAAAAGGGAUUUGUAAGGUCACAGUGACCUUUGACCUUUGAAUCUGAGUGGAAUUUGUACCAAAUUCAAAGAAAUCCCCUCAAGGUGUUGUAGAGAUAACUUUUUCACAAGAAUGGAACAGACGGAUGGCCACUGGCUGUCGCCGGAGCAGAGGCACAAAACCCCAUGUGACAGUAUUAAACAAAGGAGCUCGCAUCUAUUAUCACUGUUAGAUAAAUGAAGUGCAGCUGUGUUCUUAGAUUCAUUUGAUAUUAAGUGAAGGAAAUGUUUUAUAUUUACAGAAGGUGAUUACACUGAAUGAUCUGGUUUCCUUCAAUGCAGCUGGUACAUUUAACUUAAUGCGCAAAGGAUCUGAUUAAUGGUCAAACUGUUUGUGUAUUCCUCAUAUUGAUGGAUACCUAACUAUUGUCAGAGCUGGACUGAUGAUUUCUGCACUGCUUUUCCUGUAAAAUAGCUAAUGAUAUAAAUCUCUGGCUUGUUGUUGCAGUGACAGUAACAUUUUAUUAAAGUGGGCAUUUUUAUAAAGGUCAUUUUAAUUGAUCAUGGGCAGAGCAGUUUUCUGAACAGGUCUCCCUGUUGAAUAAACUUCAGAUUUCACUGAUUUGAUGAUAAAAUGCACUCUCUACUGCUGUUAAAACAUUUUGUUGAAUUGAUGCAUUUCAGUAAAAUUCUGGCCAAUAAUGCAGUUAUUCUUUUUAACACUGUUUCUGGAACAUGUUUCACCAUCUGUAUCACCAGACUUCAGUUUGUAUUUUCAAAUGCAGGUAGCAUAUUGUCAAUUUAAAAAUUCCUAUAAAAUCCUUUAUUUGAAGUUGUUUUUAAUGUUUAGUUAUUGCUCAGUAUUAAUA
Messenger RNA from Paralichthys olivaceus (Japanese flounder), 3098 nucleotides. RefSeq names its product spermatogenesis associated 6 (gene spata6). The record is from RefSeq and is a predicted model, not a curated record. Gene Ontology annotation, molecular function: myosin light chain binding. Gene Ontology annotation, biological process: spermatogenesis. Lineage: Eukaryota; Metazoa; Chordata; Actinopteri; Pleuronectiformes; Paralichthyidae.